AUGACCGAGUACACCGAGCACUACCUUGCGACGGGCGCGCUACCGCAGAGCAAGGUGCUCUCGACGCCACUCGCCCAUGUGGCUCCGCAGCGGCGGGAGCUCCUCGCACGCAAAGCAGCGCAGCUCCAAGCGCAGGCCACGGCACCGCACCGCGUCCACUUUGCACCAGGCAUGGAGCUGACGGAGCUUGGCAUGCAAUUCGAUGCCAUCGUCGUCGACCCGCCGUGGGCCGAGGUCGCCUCGGGCGGCGAGGCGGUAUGGACAGCGCAGGACCUGGCGCGACUCGACGUGAACGGGAUUGGAGCCUAUCCCGGCGUGCUCUUGCUAUGGUGCGGAUCCGGUGGCACGUACGACGGCGUCCACUCGCACUUUGACGAAGCGUGCGACUUGCUCGCUACUUGGAAUUACCGUCUCUGCGAAGUCCUUACGUGGGCCAAGGUCCAGGACGUUAGUGAGCGCUCGAGCCACGGCCUCGUGCGUCGAUCGAAAGAGCUCUGUCUCGUCGCGCUUCGCGACCACGUCUGGCGCGACACGUCCGGGCAUUUCGUCCACGCCAAUGUUGACACCGACGUCAUCGUCGCCCCGUCGACGAGAGGUCGAGUUAAACCUACUGCGUUUUACGAGGUCGUCGAGCGCUUCUGCCUCGGGCGGCGUCGACUAGACGUAUUUGGCUCCACCACUCGGGACGGGUGGGUGACGCUCGAUCGCUUGGCGGAUGCGUCGUGCGUCUUUGAUGCGCCAUCGUACGAGGCAGAGCUCGUCAAAACAGCGGCCAACCCCACGACACCUUGUGUGCUCGGCGUCGACAACGACAUUGAGAUGCUACGGCCCAAAGCCCCGCAGCGAUUUGCCAAAGGCGCCAAGGCCAAGCCAAAGAAGACCCCUAUUGCGUAA
Molecule: messenger RNA, 894 nt
Organism: Saprolegnia diclina VS20
Lineage: Eukaryota; Oomycota; Saprolegniomycetes; Saprolegniales; Saprolegniaceae
Exons: 8
Coding region: 1-894 (297 amino acids)
Cellular component (GO): nucleus; RNA N6-methyladenosine methyltransferase complex
Molecular function (GO): methyltransferase activity; mRNA binding
Source: RefSeq, a predicted model, not a curated record